This is a messenger RNA of Drosophila erecta, 1105 nucleotides long. RefSeq names its product mitochondrial 2-oxodicarboxylate carrier. The transcript has a single exon. Bases 74 to 976 code for a protein of 300 amino acids. The record is from RefSeq and is a predicted model, not a curated record. Lineage: Eukaryota; Metazoa; Arthropoda; Insecta; Diptera; Drosophilidae.
GUCGGGAGUGCUUGUUUUGUUUUUCCGACAACAUGUGUUUGUUUAGACGAAAUUCGAAAUUGGUUGUCGUUGGAUGGGGAUCCCUUUUGACGUGACGGACCGUCCACCGGCGCACUGGCAAUUUUUGGCUGGCGGAUUGGCUGGCUUCAUCGAGAUUAUCUGCUUUCAUCCGCUCGAUGUGGUGAAGACGCGGAUACAAAUACAGGGUAGCCGUUCAUAUCGCGGCGAGCUGAUCUACAGUGGUCCUCUGGACGCUUUCGUCAAGAUAUAUCGCUACGAGGGGUUGUCUUCCCUGUGGAAAGGCAUUGUGCCACCGAUCUGCGUGGAAACGCCAAAGCGGGGCGGCAAGUUUUUGAUGUACGAGCUCUUCAAGCCCUACUUCCACUUUGGCGCCCCUCAACCAACUCCGCUGACCCAUGCCACGGCCGGUUCAGUAGCCGCCAUCCUGGAGUCCUUUCUAGUCAAUCCCUUCGAGGUGGUCAAGAUCACCCAGCAGGCAUAUCGAGAGAAGCGCCUGAAAACACUGUCGGUGGUCAAGUACAUCAUCAAGCACGAUGGCUAUGGCAUCAGGGGAUUGUAUCGAGGUAUCACUGCACUAGUGGCCCGAAAUGCAGUUUUUCACUUUGGAUUCUUUGGCUUCUACAAUGCGAUCAAAGACAUUGUUCCACGCCCGCAGGAUAGUACACAUGACUUCAUUCGAAAGGUCAUGAUAGCUGGGUUAGCCAGCUCCCUGGCGUGCGUGAUGAGUGUUACUUUGGAUAUGGCCAAGUGCAGGAUUCAAGGACCCCAGCCAGUGAAGGGCGAGGUGAAAUACCGGUGGACCAUUAACACGAUUCAGACGACCUUCAGGGAGGAGGGCUUUCGAGCGUUGUUCAAGGGUCUGGGUGCUAUGAUAAUGCGUGUAGGCCCCGGGGGCGCCAUGCUCCUGGUGUCCUACGAGUACAUAUUUGAGUUCCUUAAGAGUAAAAAUAUGUGAUCUAUUUUGGUAUUUAAAUUAUCCUGAAGCCACUUUCCCACCACACACCCUCCAUUGAUAGCCCUAAAUUAAAUGGUAUUAGUGUUGGAGUACAAUACGUUAACAGCCUAAUAAAUCCACUUAUUUUUC